Messenger RNA from Capsaspora owczarzaki ATCC 30864, 877 nucleotides. Its product is annotated as deoxythymidylate kinase. The record is from RefSeq and is a predicted model, not a curated record. The coding region runs from base 114 to 746 and encodes 210 amino acids. Gene Ontology annotation, cellular component: mitochondrion; nucleus; cytoplasm. The transcript is spliced from 4 exons. Gene Ontology annotation, molecular function: dTMP kinase activity; ATP binding. Gene Ontology annotation, biological process: dTDP biosynthetic process; dTTP biosynthetic process; dUDP biosynthetic process. NCBI's taxonomy places the organism in Eukaryota, Filasterea, Ministeriida, Capsasporidae.
GUGAUCGAAGCCUAACUCGGUGAGAAUAAGCCAAGACAAUCCAAGUGUCUCAGUCUCCCAGUCUAAAUCUCUUGGCUCCAAGUCAAACUCUACUCCUCACAGAACCAGAACAAAUGUCGACGUCCUCGCUCGCUCGCGGUGCACUGAUCGUGUUUGAGGGCUGCGAUCGCAGUGGCAAGUCGACGCAGUGCCUGAUGCUGGUCGAGCGGCUCAAGGCGCUGGGCAAGCGCGUCCAGCACUUGCGAUUCCCAGACCGCUCGACGCCGACCGGCCAGAAGAUCAAUGCCUACCUCGCAAACGCAAGUGAGAUGCAGGACGACAAGAUCCACCAACUCUUCUCCGAGAACCGCUGGGAGGCCGUUCCGUCCAUGCUUGAGGCGCUCAAAAACGGAACGACGCUGGUUGUCGAUCGCUACGCCUUCUCUGGCGUCGCCUUCUCGUCUGCAAAGGGCCUUGAUCUCGAGUGGUGCAAGAAACCCGACGCCGGACUCCCUGCUCCAGACGCUGUCAUCUACCUCGACAUUCCGAUUGAAGCCGCGAUGAAGCGAGGCGAUUUUGGCAACGAGCGCUACGAAACGCGCGCCUUCCAAGAAAAGGUGGCUGCGCAAUACAAAAAGCUCCAGACCCCGUCCUGGAUGAUGAUGGACGCACGCCUCCCAAUAGACCAGCUUCAAGCGGAUAUUUUCAACAUUGCAUCCAAAGUGAUUGCGGAUGCCCAGAAUGCCCCAGUCGGCAAGCUGUGGUGAUGUCCAGAUUUGCUGCAACAACAAAUAUUCACAGAUGACGGAUGCAUCGCGCAAAAGAGUGGUCUAGGAGUUGUUUCAGUACCAUGAGAGGGAGUGUGUUACGAUUGAAUAAAUAGUCUUGACGCCAGUUG